AACAAUGAGACUGAACGUCUACUGUAGCGUAUCCUUAUGGGAAGAGUCCGCUAACGGCCCCAACAGCUUCAUUUUCUAACCCUAAUUCUCUUGCAAAUGUAUUUUUGACGAUUCUUCACAACAUAAAUAAAUAAAACGACUGGUAUUUCGAAUGUAUUGUUAGUGCGUUUGUUUUGACUGCAGAAUAGAGAAGAACAACAUCGCAACAAUGGGUGAAAAAAUUGAUUCUAGUGGCAACACUUAUGUUAUUGAAGUACUUGCCGAAAUAUUUUCCAAUCAUGAAAAAUUGUCUCGUGGAAUGACGUAUCUUGUGCUUAACCUCUCAAUGACAGGGCCCUUCUGAUGCAAAAUGUUUGCUCAAUAUGACUGAAUGUGAUUGUUUCUGAUGAAAGAAAAAUUAGGCAAACGGUAUCUCCUUGAAAUUACCCUCGAGAAAAAUACAUUUCUCGUAUCAAAUAUCUUGACUUGCCACCAGUAAAUUAUAUAAAUAUUCCCCUAAGACAUGCUAAUGUCAAGUCCAUUCUUUUUGUAGUUAAUUAAUAAAUAUUCUUGUCAGGGGAAAUUCGGUCUCUCAGUCUGCACUAUUCAGGUUUAUAAAUUUGGCUGUUUCAUUAAAUUAUUCUUUAUAUAUUGGAAUAAUCAGCAUUGAAGCCCGGAUGGAAUGACUUCAUCUUAGCACACGAUAAUUUCACUUUAUGAGACCGCAAGUGCCAAUUAUGUAAAAUUUGGGCGAACCUCCUAGUCCAUUCUGGUCUGUAUUUGUACCCCUAUUGUACUAUUCCUUUCCCUCACCUUUGCGAGCUUUGUAAAAUAGAGAGCUAUCAAAAACCUCAGAGCUGGUGCGAUGAGGCAGGUCUGACCAAGGGGCAAAGAAUAGUUUGAAUAUUUUGAUGGCAACGGUAGAAACCCUGGAUUGUAGGAAAGGAACUCUCGCGAAGGAUGACAUCACGGAUUAAUAAAUAAGACUCACUGUAAUCACCAUAGCCUGGUUGAUUGUUGACUCUCCAAAGGGCAAAUGUGGCCAGACAGGAGAACAUUUGGACCACGUCCUCUGCCAAUUCCCCUUCUAUAAUGAAGAAAGAAUUACGAUAAUCAUUUCUCUACACAAAAAUAAUUGUUUCCCACUUUACCAUAAAGUUUUUCCUACGUACAAUGGACCUCACACUGAGCGAAGAUGACUGGCCCUACGAAGAGGAAAUGCUCCGCAAUCCCUAUUCCAUGAAGCACUGGCAGCGCUACAUCGAUCACCUCAAGAACACAAAAUCACCAAAUCUCAACAUCGUCUUCCGUCGUGCCCUGGAGAAGCUUCCAGGCAGCUAUAAACUCUGGUAUCACUAUCUGUGUAAUCGUCGUACACAAUUAAAAACAAAAUGCAUCGACGAUAAGAUGUACGAAGACGUCAACAACGAUUAUGAAAGGGCCCUUGUAUUCAUGCAUAAAAUGCCCAGAAUUUGGAUAGAAUACUGCGGCCUCAUGACAGAACAGUGUUACAUAACAAGAACUCGUCAAGUAUUUGAUCGAGCCCUUCGAGCACUUCCCAUCACUCAGCACCACAGGAUAUGGCCAUUAUAUCUAGACUUCGUAAGCAAACACGAUAUCGCUGAAACAGCAGUUCGAGUUUUCCGGAGAUACUUGAAAUUGGCCCCCGAGGAUACCGAGGAUUACAUCGAGUAUUUAAUAACAAUUGGACGUCUCGACGAAGCUGCUGUGAAACUCGCUUACAUCGUUAAUCAAGACGACUUUGUAUCAAAACAUGGAAAGUCAAAUCAUCAGUUAUGGAAUGAACUUUGCAAUCUCAUCUCCAAGAAUCCAACGAAGAUCAAGAGCUUGAACGUCGAUGCUAUCAUCAGAGGAGGUUUAAGAAGAUAUACCGAUCAAUUGGGGCCCCUCUGGAAUGCCCUGGCUGAUUAUUAUGUUCGUUCUGGUUUAUUCGAACGAGCACGUGACAUCUACGAGGAAGCCAUUCAAACAGUAACAACUGUCAGAGAUUUCACUCAAGUGUUCGAUGCUUAUGCACAGUUUGAGGAACUCAGUCUCAGUAAACGAAUGGAAGAGGCUGCCAAUAAUCCAAAUCCUACACCAGAGGAUGAUAUUGAUCUUGAAUUGAGGUUAGCAAGAUUCGAACACCUGAUGGACAGACGAUUAUUGCUUCUUAAUUCUGUUAUGCUUCGACAAAAUCCUCACAACGUUCAGGAGUGGCACAAACGUGUCAGACUUUAUGAGAAUCAACCUCAUGAGAUAAUUAGCACAUACAUGGAGGCAGUACACACAGUUCAACCUCAGCUGGCUGUUGGUAAACUUCACACACUCUGGGUAUCAUUUGCCAAAUUUUACGAGACUAAUAAUCAGUUGGACGAUGCCAGGGCUGUUUUCGAAGAGGCAACUAGGGUACCCUAUACGAAAGUCGAUGAUUUAGCGUCUGUUUGGUGUGCGUGGGCUGAAAUGGAAAUUGAUCAUGGAAAUUUCAAUGGUGCACUCAAGCUUAUGCACCGAGCAACAGCAAUGCCUUCUAGGAGAGUUGCAUAUCAUGAUGAAUCUGAGACGGUGCAGAUGAGACUUUAUAAGUCUCUGAAGGUCUGGUGUCUCUAUGCCGAUUUGGAAGAGUGUUAUGGGACAUUUAGGACCUGCAAAGCUGUUUACGAUAAGAUUAUUGAUUUGAAAAUUGCUACUCCUCAUAUUAUUAUGAGUUAUGGGCUCUUCUUGGAGGAGAAGAACUAUUUUGAAGAGGCUUUCAGGGCGUAUGAGAAGGGAAUUGCUCUGUUCAAGUGGCCUAAUGUUUAUGAUAUUUGGAAGAGAUAUCUUGAGAAAUUCCUUCAGAGAUAUGGUGGCGACAAGCUGGAGAGAACGAGGGAUUUAUUUGAACAGUGCUUGGAGCAUUGUCCUCCAAAAUAUGCCAAGAUAUUUUAUCAACUUUAUGCUAAGUUUGAAGAGGAACAUGGGCUGAAGAGUCGUGUUAUGUCGGUGUAUGAACGAGCCACUGAAAAAGUUCCUAAUGAGGAGAAAUUCAGUAUGUUCAAUAUUUAUAUUGAAAAGGCUGCGGAUAUAUAUGGAAUCCCGAAGACUCGACAGAUUUAUGAAAAAGCUAUUGAUGUUCUGAAUGAGGAAAAUACUAGGGAAAUGUCUCUACGUUUUGCUGAUAUGGAAACAAAGCUUGGAGAGGUGGAUCGUGCGAGAGCAAUUUAUAGUCAUUGCAGUCAAAUUUGUGAUCCACGAGUGACUUCAAAUUUUUGGCAGGUGUGGAAGGAUUUUGAGGUUAGACAUGGUAAUGAGGACACAAUGAGGGAAAUGUUGAGGAUAAAACGUAGUGUACAGGCGAUGUAUAAUACACAGAUUAAUAUGAUGUCAGCUCAGAUGUUGAAUACAGCGACGUCUAUUCAGAGUAAUGAUGUUCCCGAUGCCAUGAGGUUGUUGGAUAGCAAAGUUGCUGCGACAGGACAGAGUGGGGCUAUGCCACCGAAGGAUGGCAUUUCAUUUGUACGAGGGGUUACGGAAGGAGGGGCAAAGAGUACUCAAGUUCAUAAUCCUGAUGAGAUUGAUAUUGAUAUGGAUGACGAUGAGGAGGAAGGAGAUAGUCAGGAUGAUGCACAAAUGGAGGAGGAAGUGCCAGUUGAGAAACAACUUAUUCCUUCGCAAGUGUUUGGAAGCUUGAAAAUUGAUGCAGAUGGAAAUGAUGAUUAAGUAGUUAUGAUGGAAAACAGGUCUUUUGGAGACUGUUGCCUUGGCAUCGUGUUUUAAACUUACAUAUUGAUUGAAUAAAAGGAAAUUGUACAUUGUAUUGAAAAAAAAUAACCUUUUUAAUGAUGAUUUUGAAAUUAUUUACGUAUACGUUUGUGUUCAGAAAUGAGAAUUCAAUUUUGUAACAAUUACACAGUGUAAUUAUUGUAAUGGAAUUGAACAAAAGGAAACAUGUUCAGCAUAAAGUCAGUCUACCCUCAGGCGUCAAUUUUUCCAGUUGCCACAUUUUCCGAUUAAUUGCAUGAGGAAAAUUCGAAAAAAUCAUGUAUAGUUAGUAAUAUCUAAAUUAAAUUUCUGAAAGUAUUUUUUUCCCACAUUUUCUCCUUAUAAACAAAUAAUAGAAUUUCUUUCCCAGUGGAUGGAUUAUUUUUUACGAACUGUCAAAAAUAAAAAAAAAUUUUUUUUUGUUUAAUCAUUAGAAA
Diachasmimorpha longicaudata is the source of this 4157-nucleotide messenger RNA. It is a transcript of the gene fand, whose product is annotated as pre-mRNA-splicing factor syf1 homolog. NCBI's taxonomy places the organism in Eukaryota, Metazoa, Arthropoda, Insecta, Hymenoptera, Braconidae. Gene Ontology annotation, biological process: mRNA splicing, via spliceosome; generation of catalytic spliceosome for first transesterification step. The record is from RefSeq and is a predicted model, not a curated record. Gene Ontology annotation, cellular component: Prp19 complex; U2-type catalytic step 2 spliceosome; post-mRNA release spliceosomal complex. Gene Ontology annotation, molecular function: protein binding. The transcript has 4 exons. Bases 1153 to 3678 code for a protein of 841 amino acids.